Molecule: messenger RNA, 976 nt
Organism: Cotesia glomerata
Lineage: Eukaryota; Metazoa; Arthropoda; Insecta; Hymenoptera; Braconidae
Product: apoptosis regulatory protein Siva-like
Exons: 4
Coding region: 193-702 (169 amino acids)
Biological process (GO): extrinsic apoptotic signaling pathway
Molecular function (GO): CD27 receptor binding
Source: RefSeq, a predicted model, not a curated record
UAAUUUUUGCUAUAAAUUCUCCGAUUAAGACUAAUAAAUUAUUUUAAUAGUAUUUUCUUUCUUUUUUCAAAUACAAUUUCUACUCAAUAUAGUAUCUGCCAUUAAAAAAAACCCUGUAAAGGGGUUCAAACUAUGGUAUGAUAUUUUGUAUAUUUCCAUAUUUGUUAUUCGGUAAUAACGGCUUAGAUUAUCAUGUCGUCACCAUCAAAACAAAAUUAUGAAGAAUCAAUGAAAAAACGUUUUUGUCCGUUUGAUGACAAUCUUACUCCUCAAUUAAAAGUUCAUAUUGGAUUAAAAGAGUCGGCUAAUAGAGAUGAGAAAGAAAAGGAAUUACAAAAAAUUUACGAUCGAACUAUGCAGAUGUUGAAAAAUGGCCCUAAGAUAACUAAUGCUACUAAUCUUUCAAUAGAAAAUAAGAAAAAUGCUGGUUAUCAUUUUGAAUUGCCAAAAUUCAAACAAAUGAUUCUUACUAACAAUCUUGAGUUGGAAGUUAGUAAGAAACUUAUCCUGCCUUCAGGAAAAAAACCGUGUUCGAAUUGUAAACGAAACAAUGUCAUCGAUAGCAGUUGUUUCCUAUGUAUUGAAUUUCAUUGUUCAGAUUGCCUAAACAUGUGUAGCAAAUGUUCAGAACUAUUUUGUUCAAAAUGUAGCUUAACAAUCUAUGAUGGUGGCGAGCACGUUGAAUGCCUAACAUGUUAUUAGAUCAUUCAAUUUAUUAAUGUUAUGCUAAUUUUUGUCUAGGUGAUUCUUUUCUUUUUGUAAUGAAGUUAAAGAUCUAUAUUUUUUAUGAAAACAUAGUAGAAAUCCUAAUGUAUGAGAUAAUUUUUUUUCAACUGAAUUUUUUUUUUUUUUUGUAUAAUUUGUUUCUAUAAUUGUCAGUAUCAUUGAAAUCAAAAAAGCUUAAAUAAUUGUAUCAAUUUAUUUUAAGUAGUUUAAAAUACCUUAAAAUUAAAUUAUGAUAAUCAAAAUACAACAU